Molecule: messenger RNA, 3426 nt
Organism: Venturia canescens
Lineage: Eukaryota; Metazoa; Arthropoda; Insecta; Hymenoptera; Ichneumonidae
Gene: hbn
Product: retinal homeobox protein Rx1-like
Exons: 4
Coding region: 311-1204 (297 amino acids)
Biological process (GO): regulation of transcription by RNA polymerase II
Molecular function (GO): RNA polymerase II transcription regulatory region sequence-specific DNA binding; DNA-binding transcription factor activity, RNA polymerase II-specific
Source: RefSeq, a predicted model, not a curated record
UUCACGCAUUCGAACGACGACAACGAUCACCACGAGAACGAAAACGACGAGCACUUGGAUGCAACUUUGAUUGUUUAUUUAUAACUUAUUUUUUAAAAGCCCGUUUUAAUGCACACGGGCAGGACUCUCGAGUGGAAGCUCUUUUUUAUUCCACGUGACAUCAAACUGUUCUACGUUCGCGUGACACUUGCGGUGAUCCAACAAUAAUAACAUCAUUGUUUAUUUAUCAUCUUUAUUAUUACUGAGUGAAUUGCCACGACUUUGUUGGCGGCGUUUUUCGCCACCGCUACCGGAGACUUGCUCCUGGAUCAUGAUGGCUAAGACGUGCAAUCAAAAAAAGAACGUGUACAGCAUCGAUCAGAUAUUGGGUCACGCCAAAGACGAUGAUCACACCAGACCCACGGAAAUCGUUCUUUGCUCCGGCGGCACAAAUCUCCGAUUGGACGAUCACCCCAUGGACGAGUCUCCCGAUAUGAAUCCGGAGUCUGACCGACCCAGAAAAGUGCGUCGAUCUCGUACGACCUUCACCACUCAACAGCUCCAUGAACUUGAGAGCGCUUUUGAGAAGACGCAGUAUCCUGACGUCUGCUUCAGGGAAACCCUCGCCUGCAGAUUGUCACUUUCCGAGGCACGAGUCCAGGUUUGGUUCCAGAAUCGUCGUGCUAAAUGGCGCAAGAAGGAAAAGUCUCUUGGCCGAGACACAAACUUCCUUCAGCCUGAGCCCGGAAAUGUUCGAGCGCUUUGUAUGCCAGGCGGUGAUCUUGGAGGGCCGCCGCUGUUUCCCUGGUUCUCAUCAAUAUUCGCGUCGAAUCCUUGGCCAACGAAUCCCCAGAAAGUCUCGUCGUUUCACGCCUUUUUUUCGCAAUAUUUACCUUACGCUGAAAACUUGGCUACUUUGAGGUCGAUAUUACCUGGAGUGGGUUUCGACGCGCUCAACGGUUUGAAUCACAGCGCACAUGCAGCGAGAGCGCACCAUCCUUUGAGUCCAAGUCAGCAGCAGCAGCAGCAGCAGCAGCAGCAGCAGCAGAAUUCACACCCGUUGAAUCUCGGUAUGCAAAAUAUGCCACAAAAUUUGAGCUCGAAAUAUUCGGAGUCUCGAGACUCCGACGACGCAGGCUCAGGCUCGGAGGACGGCAUGAGAAGACAAAGUGCCGAAGUUCUCAGAGUCAAGGCUCAGGAAGUUUUACGGGAAGCUGAAAAUUAAUUGUUACGCUUUAAGUUACAAGAAAAUUCAGCGUCCGCGAGUAACAAUAACAUUUGAGCCAUAGAAAAAGUGGUUUUUGUUUGUAAAUAUAUACAGUCACGAGAAUUAGCAUUCAUUUGAAAAUUUGAGAGCACUGAGAGACGAAUUUAUUUGAUGUUAACCAACAUUUUUCAUCCACUUUUAUUAUUAGUGAAUUUCGUAAACGCUUUUCCGAUAUCUGUCCAGGCUUCGGAGCAAUUUGUCACGAGUUCGUCGCAGCAUGAGUUGUUGUUUUCAAAUUUCUUUCCAUUUCAGCUCAAUUUUUUUUCACUCAUUCAUUCGCAUUUUUUUUCGAUUUUCACGAAAUUCGGUAAUAAUAAUUGCAUCAACAUCAACGUAGCCUCUUUUUUCAGCAUGCGUAAGGUUUAACUUUGCGGACCUAAAAUACGCGUGAGUGAAACGAAAUGAAAAAACAUUGAAAAAAAAGCAUGAACAAUGAAUGGAUGGACGGAUGUGAAAAAUACAUAAUGCAUUUAUCUAGUGCUAGCAAACACAGGGGCUUGACCAAAACUUUCGAGGACAAGCGUAAAGUUGAAAUUCGAGCCUUUUUUUGACAGCAGUAAAUAUUGUGACGUGUAUUAUGACAAUCCUGACGCAAAAUUUAGCCAACAGUGAAGCAAAAUUGUAAAUAUUUGAGUUAAGUAUCGAUGAGAAUUUCGUUUGGAAGCGACGAGGGUUGCUGGAAGAUCGAGCGAAGGAAAAGAAAUAGCGAAAAAUUGGGUUUAUCGAAGUUUGUGAACGAACAGAAUUUGUGGCUGGACGCGUGUGGAAGAUUCUCAAAAUUCGUGACCAUUUGAAAUGAACUCUACCAUUGACGAGUGAAUUUGACGAGCCAAACGAAUUUGAUAUUUCGAGGUUUCUUUUUGCAACGACCGGUCAGAGGCCGCUGGCGGUCUCUCAUGACACGAAAUUAAAUUUCAGAAUUGAUUAAUGCAUUCGAGCAUCAUUGGAUCGUCGUCGAAUAAACGUGGAUCGCGAGAAUGUUGUACGUCGUCAAGCACCAAAUUUGAUUUGCAUUUGUACGUAAACACCUCGAAAUUUGACGAAACAAGAGCUUUAUCGAAUAUUCGAUUUUCAUGGCUUAUUUCAAUGUCCUUCGAAUCACGUUCAAGUAUGUUCGGGUUUUUUAAAGAGCCUCGCCGUCUGUGCACGACAGACGACACGACCAUGGGCUUCUCCACGCUCUGUCUCCGGUCAAUUAUUAUUUAUUCCAAAAAAUUUCAAAAUUCUCGCAAAAUUUCGUAUAAUCGUGAAUUUAUAAUCUUCCAAAAUGUUCUAAUGCGAUUUAUUCAAUUUUUUACUUCUAACUUCAAAUCAUCUUCAGCUCGAGAUGAACCAUUUUUCUGUGAAGAAAUACACUUUCAUUGAUCAGCUUCAAGUAUGAGGGGCGUGUCAACAUUCGAGAAUUUUUGAGUGGAAUUCACUCAUGAAUAAUACUGAUUAUUAACAGCAAAAAUGCUGAUCUUCGAAACCAUCGUUUCAAACAAAACGAUCAAUGAUCUUCACAGUUAUUUUCAAUCGUUAGUUUUUUCAAUUCCUUUUAGAUUUUGACGUCUUUGUAAAUAUGAAUAUAUCGAUAUGAAAGUGAUGAUACGAUGCAAUGAAGAGUUGUCUAAAGUUUCAUUCGAAUUACCUUUUGCUACACUCCAUUUUUCUCAUCUUUGUACAAAGUACGAAAAAACGAUUCCGAGUCGAAAUUCUGUGCUCCGUCCCAACCAGAAAUACCCGAAAAUUCCCAAGUUCUAAAACCUCGAUUACACUUUUUGAAAUUAGCGAAAAAGCUUAAAAAAAACGAGUUGUUCGAUGGUAUCUGGAAUUUCGACUUGGAACGAGCCCCCGACUAUCGAGCUGUUCUUAUUCACGACAAAUUGUGUAAGACACGAGUAAAAACUCUCAAAAAUCACACCGGGUUUGGCUGCUGGAGGCGAAAUCGAGUUACGUUUUUCCAGGAAAAACACCGAAUUAUCUCAACUCGAAAACUGGGAGAUCGACGAUAAACACGACACUCCGCUCCGAGUGUCAAAAAGCUCAUGUGUCAUGCUCGAGGGUUCAUUUUUGCAGAUUCUGCUGUAGUUUUAACCGAAAAGUGUUAAUCAAGCGACAUAUAAAGAUCGAGAAAGAGGGAGAGACGAAUUAUUCUCAAAGUUAUUCUAUAAAAAUAAAUGAAAGAAAAAACAAACAUA